Messenger RNA from Tarenaya hassleriana, 1421 nucleotides. Its product is annotated as probable carboxylesterase 15. The transcript is spliced from 2 exons. NCBI's taxonomy places the organism in Eukaryota, Viridiplantae, Streptophyta, Magnoliopsida, Brassicales, Cleomaceae. The record is from RefSeq and is a predicted model, not a curated record. Bases 277 to 1275 code for a protein of 332 amino acids. Gene Ontology annotation, molecular function: hydrolase activity.
AUCUCUCUCUCUUGUUUGAACAAAAAGUCAUACGUUUUACUGUGCACGCACGCUUUAUGACAUCCAAUCAUAAAAAACAAUCUUUCGAGAAGAAGACGUAUCCAUCCUCUCCAAAUGGAUAUAUCUUCAUCCCCCCCAUUUUUUUUUUGUCCUAAUCUCAAUCCACUCGCUCUCUAUAUAUACACCCUUCCCCUCCCCAUUCCUCCUCCAUACCCGCAUCUAUACACACAUACAUACACCUAUAUAGACAAGUAGAGAAAGAAGAACAGGAGAAAAAUGGGUUCACUUCCACGUCCACACGUGACAGAAGACUGCAUGGGAAUGCUUCAGCUCCUAAGCGAUGGCACGGUCUUGAGGGCUGAAACCCUAAACCUAAUCUCCAAAAUCCCCAAUAAGACCUCCACUCUCCAACACGAUCGUUCCGUUAUAUUCAAAGACAUCGUCUUUCACAAACCCAACAAUCUCCUCCUCCGUCUCUACAAACCCAACAACCAUCAACCUAACCAUAAGCUCCCAAUCCUCGUCUUCUUUCAUGGCGGUGGCUUCUGCUUCGGCUCUUUCUCUUGGCCCAACUCCCAUAACUGCUGCCUUAAGCUCGCCUCCGAACUCAACGCCAUGGUCGUGGCCCCUGAUUACAGGCUGGCUCCUGAACAUAGGCUUCCUUCUGCACUUGACGAUGCUCAAGUCGCCCUCGUGUGGGUUCGCAGCCAGUCUCGCGGUGAGGGCACUGAUGUGUGGUUCGAGUCCGGGGAAGUUGACUUUGACCGAGUUUACGUGGUGGGUGACUCGUCGGGCGGGAAUAUUGCCCACCACUUGGCUGUCCGGUUGGGAGUCGGUUCGCCCGGUUUGAGGCCGGUUAGGGUACGAGGUUAUGUUCUGUUGGCGCCGUUUUUUGGUGGGGAGAUCAGGACAAAGUCUGAGGAGGGUCCUGACGAGGCUCUGCUCAACUUGGACAUUCUUGACAAGUUUUGGAGGUUGUCAUUGCCAAAAGGAGCAACAAGGGACCACCCAAUAGCGAAUCCCUUAGGACCGACGAGCCCGAGGCUCGAGCCAUGGAGUCUAGACCCGAUCUUGGUCAUCGUCGGCGGCUCGGAACUUCUCAGGGACAGGGCCAGUGAUUAUGCGGACAAGUUGAAGAAGAUGAAGAAGAAGAUCCAUUACUUGGAGUUCAAAGACGAGGAGCACGGUUUCUUCACAAAUGAUCCGAAUUCAGAUGUUUCCGAACAAGUUCUUCGUGCCGUCGAGAGAUUUAUGAUCGAGAAUUCCACAGAAUAAAACUCGUUUUUGAGUUUGUGAUCUGUUUAGGGAUUUGUAGGGUUUUUUCUUCUUUCAUAGCAUCAACCUUGAUGGCAAUAUGAAUAAGCAAUUGAAAUGGAUUAUGGAAUGAAUUUGUGUUGUUAUAUUCUAUAUAUGGUCUUUUU